Molecule: messenger RNA, 3264 nt
Organism: Canis lupus familiaris (dog)
Lineage: Eukaryota; Metazoa; Chordata; Mammalia; Carnivora; Canidae
Gene: CPN2
Product: carboxypeptidase N subunit 2
Exons: 2
Coding region: 156-1799 (547 amino acids)
Molecular function (GO): protein binding
Source: RefSeq, a predicted model, not a curated record
CACUUAGUCCAUGUGAGGGGAGGAACCUCUGCCCGGAACUUUGAUCACCGCUGGGGCUGCUGGGCUCACACUGACCAUAGACCACACCAGACACACUUCUGCUCCCUAGGAAGAGCCAGAGCUUCUGGGGAGCAUCCACUCAGCCCCUCACGGACAUGCUGCCCCGGGCCUGGCUGCGCUGGGCCUGCCUCCUGCUCCUGGCCCGGUGCGCCCGGCCCUGCCCUGCGGGCUGCGACUGCUUCGCACAGGAGCUCUUCUGCUCCGACGCCGGGCUGGCUGCCGUCCCGCCCGACAUCCCGCCGCUCGCCACCGACAUCGUCUUCGUGGAGACGUCGCUCAGCGCGCUCGGGUCCAGGGCCUUCAGCGGCAGCCCCAACCUGACCAAGGUGGUCUUCCUCAACGCCCCGCUCCAGCACCUCGGGCCGGACGCCUUCGGGGGGCUGCCCAGGCUGCAGGACCUUGAGGUCACGGGCGGAGCCUUCACCAACCUCAGCUCCGCCGCCUUCUCCAACCUGACCUCGCUGGGCAAGUUCACGUUCAACUUCAACCUGCUGGAGGCUCUGCCCGAGGGCCUCUUCGGCCACAUGGAAGCCCUGGAGUCUCUCCAGCUGCAGGGCAACCGGCUCCAGAGCCUGCCCAGGAGGCUCUUCCAGCCUCUGACGCGUCUGCAGAGCCUCAACCUGGCUCAGAACCUGCUGGCCCACUUGCCCGAGGGGCUGUUUGACCCCCUGGGCAGCCUGCAGACCCUGAGGCUGAGCGACAAUGCGCUCUCCGGCCUGCCCCCGGGCGUGUUCGGUGGCCUGCACAGCCUUCGGGAGCUCUUCCUGGACGGCAACUCCAUCUCGGAGCUGCCCCCGGGGGUGUUCUCCCGGCUCUUCCGGCUGGAGCAGCUGUGGCUGCAGCGCAAUGCUAUCGGGCACCUGCCCCUGUCGGUCUUCUCCUCCCUGGGCAACCUGACCUUCCUGAGCCUGCAGGGGAACGCGCUGCGGGUGCUGCCCGCCGGCCUCUUCGCCCCUACCCCUGGCCUGCUGGUCCUGUCUCUGUCCUACAACAAGCUGGAGGCUGUCAGCGAGGGCGCCUUUGCCAACCUGUCCAGCCUCAGUUCCCUGACGCUGUCACACAACGCCAUUACCCACCUCCCGGCCGGCGUCUUCAGAGGCCUUGAGGGGCUGGUUAAGCUCUACUUGGGCAGCAACAACCUGACAGCCCUGCACCCAACCCUCUUCCAGAACCUGUCCAAUCUGGAACUGCUCAGUCUGUCUAGGAACCUCCUGACCACACUCCCCACGGGCAUCUUCGACAGCAACUACAACCUGUUCAACCUGGCCCUGCACGGCAACCCCUGGCAAUGCGACUGCCACCUGGCCUACCUCUUUCAGUGGCUGUACCAGUACAGCGACCGGCUCUUCAACAUCCAGACCUACUGUGCGGGCCCCGCCUAUCUGAAGGGCCAGGUGUUGCCUGCCCUAAAGGAGGAGCAGCUGGUGUGUCCUGUCACUCGGGAUCACUUGGGCUUCCAGGCCCCGGGGCCGGGGCACGGGGACCCAGGGAGCAGCUGGGACCUGGGGGUGGAGGAAAGGGCUGUCUGGAGCCGGUGCACCUACAGCAACCCCGAGGGCACCGUGGUGCUUGCCUGUGACGAGGCCCGGUGUCGCUGGCUAAACAUCCAGCUGUCUCCCAGGCAGGGGUCGGGCCCCCCGGGGAUGACAUAUAAUGCCAGCCAGGGGUGGGACUUGAAGUCGAGCUGUGGCUCUGUGAGGGUCACCGUGGCUAUAGAGGCUCAGCCAGGGGGGCACUAGGCGCAGGGCAUACGGAGCUGAGGCCUGGAGGCGCUUCAGUUGUCGGCUUUCUGGUGCAUCUGCCUCAGUGGGCCUCAGCUCUCUGCACCAGUCCUCCUCUGGUUGGCAGGACACCACUCCCUAAGAGCCCAGCCACCCCUUCGGUCUCCCAGGCACCUCCUCCAUGCUGGUGCCCCCCAGGGGCCUGUUGUUCGGUCUCCCUGGGGAAUCUUGUGCAUGUAUGUCCCUGGGAUGGGAUGCGUGACAACCCACAUCUCCAUCUCAGGUUCAUGGGCGGGAUGCACGACAACCUGCAGCCCCGUGUCUGAUCAUUCAGCCACAAACCCGUGUGGAACAGACCUGCUCCCCGUUCCUCCUGGAUUCCCCUCCAGCAGGUCGCCAAGCCCAGGAGCCGGGUGUGGUCUCUGGUCUCUUCUCAGCCUUGAUCCUUAUUGGCCUACCGGUCAGCGAAUGCUUCUGAGCACCCCUCUGUCCAUUCCCCCUUCCGUUCCCAGCCCGAGGAGGCUCUUUGUCUCCCCAGACCGAAUCAUGUGCAGCUCCUGCCUGGUUCUCCUGCCUGCAGUGUGGACGGGUCGGGGGAAAUGCCGGGGUGAGGGAGGGAGAAGUGAAUCUGAUGUAUGGCAGGCCCUCCAGGAACUCACUCGUGGUCUGCCAGGAGAGGUCAGAGAAGGGUGCACGUGUCCUGGCUUCUGGGUGGGAGGACAGUGAAGCCAUCACCAGGGGCAGGGACAGGUUUGGGGGCACAUGUCCACAUCAGACAAGGAAGUGUCCCUCCUCCCUCAUGUCCAGUGAUGCUCUUUUAAAAAACAUGCUUCCCGAGGCUCAAAUCAGAAUCACCAUAAAUUCUAAGGGGAUGGAAGGUCGUUUAGCAGAUUUGCCGAAGGAACAGGCUCCCAGAUUCAUUGGGUUCAGCUCCCAGAAGCUUUGGGAUUCAAAUCCUCAUCGGUCCUCCACGGCUAGGGGACUGUGCUGCCUCAGGGAGGCCGAGGCCCGAUGUCUGAGACCUGAAGUCCUGUAACGCCAGCCGCGCUGUGCCGUCCUGCCCGGCCCGGGCCAGCUGCGUGAGGCCGCGGGCUUCCCUCUGCGGGGGAUGCGUCCUCUCCGGGGAGAGCACCGCCGCACCUGGCACCUCGGGGACUUCACGGCCUCCGUCCAGUGACCACCUGUCUGAACUACAGCUCACCGCCCACUCAGGCAUCUGCUGCCAGAGAUAAAGGAACAAGAUAAUCGAGUGACAUUUCUCUUAAUUAUAUUUUCCCCCAAACUCUAACUCUUUAUUAAAUUACAGUAUAAUUGUGCUGAGUGAUGUUGGGGAAAAGAGCUCUGGCCAACAGCCAGGGGCUGUGUCGUCUGAGCAAGCUGCUUCUUUUCCCUUUCAAGUUGGCUCGGUGAGACCAGAGUCACUGUGCUCUUUUGGGUAGGAUUGCCAGAUUUUUGCAAAUAAACAUAUACAUGUUGCAUGGAA